Molecule: messenger RNA, 3498 nt
Organism: Helobdella robusta
Lineage: Eukaryota; Metazoa; Annelida; Clitellata; Rhynchobdellida; Glossiphoniidae
Exons: 10
Coding region: 1-3003 (1000 amino acids)
Molecular function (GO): protein binding
Source: RefSeq, a predicted model, not a curated record
AUGAAUAACGUGAAGGUCAACGAUUGCAUCAUCAAGGUCAACGGGGUCAAUGUCAUCAGGUCAACAGCUGAAAGUGUCGCCAAAAUUGUCAGAAACUCAACGGAAAAAAUAACGCUGGACCUAUACAGACCAUCGCAACAACAAAUUCAACAACAACAACGCCAGCAACGAAUUCAACAACAACAACAACAACAAAACAACAUUAAACUAUGGCCAGCCUGUUUCAGCAGCCAACAACAACAACAACAUCGUCAACAAUCUUUCAAUUCAGACUCCGCUGUCGUUUUUGACUACGCUUCAUCUUUCUUGACUACCACACCAACGACAUCGUCGUCUCCGUCGUCUCUCUCAACCCCGUCAACGUACAACGACCAUGACGUCAUAGAUGACGUCGACAAAGACGACGACACGUCCACUACAAUAUCGUCCAUAUUUGAAUCGGUAUCGAUGUUUGACGGUUUCCACCAACCACUACCGCUACCGCCACUAUUACCACAACAACAGCAGCAGCAACAACAACUAAAAUUAUUUUCCAACAAAAACGUCAGCAACAAUCGCAAACCCUUGAUGACAGUAACUAAUCAGCAACAAGAACGUUUAAUAUCCAGCUGCAACAAUUACAUCAACAAUAAUCCAAAUAACAUCAACAACUACUCAAAUAACAUUAACAACAACAACAUUGACAACAACAGUAAAAUUACUAAUAACAACAACAACAGCAACAACAAUAUUUUAAACUGUCUUGGCACUAACAACGAUACCUUAACGAAACAAGUCGGUUGCCUACCUAGAAUGGGAAUAAAAUCGAAGACAACAAGCAACAAAACAAACAACAAUUUAACCGACAACGAUAGCAAUCACAUCAACAUUAGCAACAACAUCAAAAACAAUAACAUCAACAACAUUAACGCCACAAAAGACGACCAUUUUAGCAGCAGCAGCAACAACAACGACAAAUGUCUAAAUCAGCAACAUCUAAAUCUACAUCAGCAACAACAUCAACAACUAAAUCAGCAACAACAUCAGCAACAACAACAACUCUAUCAAAACAACCAUCACCAACAACAACAUCAACAAACUUCGGAAGAACUUGAAUCCCAACUAGACAAAGCAAUUGAAGAGUUAAAACAAUGCUUGGAAAUAUUCGUUGGAAAAUGUACAUGGGCCGAUAAAAAUUUGUUGGCACCGCUUCGUUACUAUGGCAUCCCAAAAGAAAGUUACACUGAAAUGUUUCAAAAUGUUCACCAGCUGCAGAAAUUGUCAUCAGAGCUUUUGGAGGUGACAGUAGGAACAGCCAACGUCAACAAAAACAACAACAUCAUCAACAACAACAUCAUCAACAACAAUAAAAACAUCAUUAACAACAAAAACAACAUCAACAACAACAAUAAAAACAUCAACAACAACAACAACAAAAUCAGCAACAGUCACAAUCUUAUUCAACAACAUCCUACUCAUCAUCAUCUCUACUUUAUCGACUCUUUAGUUUUUUUCUUAAAAUGCAAAAUGUCAGAUUUCUGCACUAAUUACGAAACGUACUGCGUUGGUCUAAGAAGGGCUCUCAUGACAUUGGUCCUAUUGAAAAAGGAUGAAAAAUUUGGACCAAUCAUCGCGCGACUAAAUAACAACAACAAUAACAUUAUCAACAACAGCAGCAACAACAACAUCAACAGCAACAUCAACAACAACAACAACAUCAUCAACAACAACGUCAACAUCAACAAUAACAUAAAGAAAAACAAUGACACUAAGGAUGGCUACUGCAGCAGCGAUAUAGCCGACGACAGCAACAAUAUUAUCGCAAGCGACAACGACAACAUCAACAGCAAUAACAGCAACACCUAUAACAACAACAACAUCAACAACAAUAACAAAAAUGCUGAUGACACUAACAAAAAGACUGAUGACAUUAUUAAUUAUAUUCAUGAUAAUAUUUAUGAAAAUCUCUCUUCCACGGAUAACAUUAACACUAAUGUAAUCAUCGAUGUUCAUGAUCGUAACAUUAUCAAGGAUCAUAUCAAAGAGUUGAUAAUAGCCCUGCAGAUGAUUGCCGUCAACAGCAUCAGACUUAACUACGUAUCCCACGACAUGAAGGAAAUUAUACAGGCACUUCGGCAGUGUUGCAGUCGCAUCAACGACAACCACAAGUACCACAGCACUCUGUCCUUUGACUGCAUCACAACCACAAUUACCUCAUUUAGUAACAAUACUCUUGUCGCUGGCAUCGCUACUACCGCUACUACUAAUUUUACUACAACUGCUGCUGCUGCUGCUAGCAAUCAUAGUAAUCGUACUGCUUUAGAUGUCCAAACAGGGGCAAUGCAUAAAAAUGGCAACAUUAAUGACGUCAUUAGUAAAAGAUCCACGUCAUUAUCAUCAUCUUGCAAAUCAUCAUCUUCGUCGUCGCCAUCACCUACGCAACAACAACAACAACGUCAUCUUUCUCCUCCUCUACAACAUUUUCAACAACGACGUCAUCAAGCACGUGAUCAACAAGUGGUCAUCGGUAGCAUCGAUCGACAGCUGUUGGACAUUCAGGCCAGGCUUAUAUUCCCCCAACACAUCAGGACAUUUCCAUUAGCGACGCCGACCCACUACUUGGUCUACUCAGGCUUUCUUGACCUCAUAACCACCAACAACUACUUGAACAGCAGAACGUUGCCAACUUACACGACAUUAUUUGUCGUGUUAAUGAGUGACCAACUUUUGUUGACACAACCUGACCCAGUUACUGAUGACCUCGUUGUCUUCGAUGACCCCAUUGUACUGCAUGAUAUCGUCGGCUGCCAGUUCGAUUCCUACUCGCCGUUUGAGUUGAUAAUAUCGGUGGAGACCCGACUGACCACCCUUCAAAAGCCCUGGACUCCACGAAGUUUCCGCUUCAUUGCUCCAUCUGACGAGCUAAAGUGCACGUGGAAAAACAUUUUAGAACAAAGAAUUCUUCAUUCAAAAAGUAUCAGAGAGUGUUCGCUUGUCUCCAAGAGUUUGGAGAACAUUGUGUGAUGCCAGAUCUCCCUUUCUCUUUUUUUUUAUUAAAUUUGUUGUUUUUUUGUAUCAUUUUUGAAGAUGUUUCUCUUUUCAAAUGUGAAACGUUUAUAUUAUAAAUUCUUUGUAUAUAUAUAUAUGAGGGGUGGCAGAUGCAUCUGAAUACGAACGCUAUGAUGAUAUUUGAUGAUGCUAUGCAAGCAUGCAUGCUGUGAUGAAACACGUCGAAAUCUAAGGCGUGAACACACACACUCACACGUUUUGAAACAAUCUGAUAUGAUCCUAAUGAUAUGAAAUGAUACGAAACUUAAAAACUUUUUUAUACAGAAAACCGUGCUAGCUUUCUAAUUUGUAAAAAUAAUUUUUUUUCUCAGCAUGUCAUCCAACAAUUAAAUAAAUUUCAAAGUUAAAUAUUACGUCGUUUAAUUGAUGAAUAACAUUUAGAAUAAUUCUAAAAAACAUUGGUUUUGAAUUAUCAAUUUGUAAAAUAUAGAAUAAAAUCAAUACCUCUUG